AGUCCGUGUCGCCUCGCGCCGCGGUCGACCCGCGAACAGCGCAUUUAAAAAACCUACUCGGUAUCGCGCGGGAAAAUAGUGACAGUUCGAUUUUUUAAUUCCAUAGUCAACGUCAGAUAUUAUUUGUCAAAUCUCGGACACUGUGACAGAUUGAUUUUUUAAUUUAAAUUAAAUAGUCAAAGUCGAAGUCAAUUAUUAUUUGUAAAAUAAAAUUUCGGUGUUGCGCGGGACUUUUUGACAGUUUGAUUUUUUAAUUAUUUAGUCAAAGUUAAAGGCAUAGUGAUGAAGGGCCAAUGUAAAAGAUUUGUUAGCCAUAAGGGCAAGGCGUAUGAUGUUCGGCCAACCAAAGAGGAUGAUGACAAUAUAGGAUUUUUUGAUUUGUGGCGCUACGCAACACUCCUAGAGCGAAUAGUCUCGCUCUGCGCAGCUUCGCUCGGAGCGCUCAGUUCGCUCGGCACGCUCGCAGCAGUGGUGGCAUACGGCGAGCUGACAGCGCUCUUCGUGAAGCGACAUACGGCUGCGCGGGCAGCACCUGACGCGUAUCUGUUGAGAGCUUUUGGUGGGGGACGGAUUGUCCCCGAUGGAAACAGAACUCUUCACAUGGACGCGCUAGAAGAGGAUAGCAUAGCGUUCGCGUUAGCGAGCGUCACUAUCAUCGCACUGCAUCUUACUGCCGCUGCUGCAGCCGUCGCGCUUGCGCAGUGGGCUGCUGCUAGGAUGGUGACACGGAUGCGGCUGCAACUGCUGCGAUCAGUGAUCAGUCAAGAGAUCGCGUUCUUUGACACAAAUACUACUAUGAACUUCGCUACUACACUCACUGAAGACAUGGAAAAGUUCAGCGGCGGUGUAGGCGAGCACGUAGCCAUGACAGCUAACUUACUGGGCACUGUGGUGCUGGGCGCUGCGCUAGCACUCGCGUACGGCUGGGAGCUAACGCUGGCUGGCCUCUCUGUGGUGCCACUGUCGCUAGCCAUAGCUGCUGUCGUCGCUAAGUAUCAAACAAAGUGCUCGAGUAAGGAGGUGACGGCAUACGGCACGGCCGGGAGGAUCGUGGAAGAAGCACUUGCUGCUAUACGCACUGUGAGGGCGUACGGGGCUGAAGAACAGGAGGUUGAGAGAUACACAUCCUCUCUCUCCUCCGCUGCCCACUUCGCGCGUCUCCGUGGCAUAUGGUCAGGCGCUGGUGCAGGCGCCGGCUGGCUGCUGACGUAUGCCCUCAAUGCUAUAGUCUUCGCGUAUGGUGCUCAGCUCUGCGUGAGAGAUAUGGAUCUGCCGGUUGAAGAACAGGAGUAUCACCCUGGGAUUAUGGUUACUAUCCUCUUCCUAACCUUCAUGUGUGCCCAGAACGUAGCCAUGUGCCACCCUCACCUCGAGAUGUUCAGUUCAGCCCGAGGCGCCGCUCGCUCCAUCUACCGGCUCUUGAGGAGGAAGACUGCUAUAGACGCCAUGGCCGGUCAGGGCAUCAGACCUAGGACCUUCAGAGGAGAUAUUACCUUUGAGAAUCUGUACUUUAAUUAUCCGUCGAGGCCUGAUGUUAAGGUGCUUCGAGGCCUCUCUCUCCGCGUCCACGCAGGAGAGACAGUAGCCCUAGUAGGAGGCUCCGGCUGCGGCAAGUCCACGUUACUGCAGCUGCUGCAGCGACUGUAUGAACCUGACAGUGGUCAAGUCACGGUGGACGGACACCCGCUGAAAGCGCUUGAUUUACAUCAUUUUAGGACUAGUAUUGGAGUAGUAGGCCAAGAACCAGUUCUAUUCACGGGCACCAUCCGCGAGAACAUCGCGUUCGGCCUGAGUGACGUUACAGACGAUGACGUCAUCGCGGCCGCCACCACUGCUCAUGCUCACCAGUUCAUCACCAAGCUUGCUAAUGGUUACGACACAAUGCUGACGUCUGGAGGCACUCAGCUGUCAGGCGGACAGAAACAGCGUCUAGCGAUCGCUCGCGCAGUGUUGCGCAAACCUGCCAUACUGCUGCUUGACGAGCCCACCUCCGCGCUCGACCCGGCGGCUGAGAGACAGGUACAAGCAGCACUAGACUCAGCAAGCGCCGGCAGAACAACGCUGGUAGUCUCACACCGACUGUCCACUAUAGUGAACGCGACUCGCAUAGUCUGCGUGGAGCAAGGCGCGGUACUGGAGCAAGGAUCACACAGGGAACUGAUGGAGAAGAAGGGCAUGUAUUGGAAGCUGACGCAGGAUGAUUUGACUAACAAGAGUAUAGCAGCCACGUUAUCUUCAGAGCCUGAGCUGGACGACGAUGACGUCACGGCUGCUGAUGAUGUUCAGCACUUCAAGAGGUGUAUCAGUCGACAGUCUACACGGGAUUCAUAUCGUUUCACUCGCAGCAGUAUUCGCAUGAGCACGGUGUCCUCAGCUCAUGUGCCACACGCCGCCGCCGACGCGCUCAAUCAUAUCGAGCACGUAGAAGAAGAACUAGAGCAAUCAGAAGAAGAGGAACCAGCGGUAUCAAGCUGGUCACUGCUGAAGCUCAACGGUCCUGAGUGGAGGCUGCUGACGGGUGGAGCCCUGGCUUCGCUGCUGGUGGGAGCUGCCAUGCCUGCCUUCGCGUUGUUGUUUGCUGAAUUAUAUGCUAUGUUCGGCCUCUCAGACAAGGCAGUAAUUCUCUCACAAUCGCAACGCUACGCGCUGCUCUUCGCCGGGGUAGCGGCGGCUUGCGGGCUGGUGACCUUCCUACAGUCCUGGCUCUUCAACCUCGCUGGCUCCAGGCUCACUGACAGGCUCAGGAGGCUUACGUUCCAGAACUUUCUUAUGCAGGAGCAAGGCUGGUUCGACCUGACACAGAACUCGGUAGGAGCUCUGUGUGCCCGACUCGCCACCGACUGCGCUGCCGUGCAGGGAGCUACCGGUACUCGUCUCGGUACAGUGUUACAAGGAGCCAGCACGAUGGUGCUGGGCGUGGGACUGGCGAUGUUCUACUCUUGGAAGAUGACGCUUGUCAGUCUUCUGUCUGUGCCCUGUGUGAUGGGCGGCAUCUACCUAGAAGGCUACGUGAAUAAACGAGCAUCUCACCUGGAGCGCACAGCGCUGGAGCUCGCAGCACGCCUGGCGACGGAAGCUGUUCUGCACGUGCGCACUGUGCACGCGCUUGGAGUCGAACAAACUAUUCUCUCGCGCUACACAGCAGCGUUAACCGAAGCGAACACUCGCUCUGCGCCUGCGCGUCGCGUACGUGGGCCUGUGUACGGAGUAUGUGUGUGUGCACCCACACUCGGAUACGCCGUGUCUCUGGCUUAUGCUGGACAUCUGAUAGCGAGGGAGGAUCUGCCCUAUCAGUAUGCUAUACUAGUAUCAGAAGCCCUAAUCUACGGAGCCUGGAUGCUGGCAGCAGCAUUAUCAUUCGCGCCAAGCUUCGCGGCCGCGCGGCGCUCCGGUGCUAGAAUCAUCACGGCUUUGAGCAGAAAGCCUGCUGUGGUUACUCUGAGCAGUGCACAGGACUUGGGUGAUUGGUCAGCAACAGGCGACGUGAACUUCUCAAACAUAACAUUCGGCUACCCGACGCGUUCAGGCGCCGUGCUCCGAGGUCUCUCCCUCCGCGUAGCUGCGAGGCAGACAGUAGCCCUGGUGGGCAGGUCUGGAUGUGGCAAGUCUACACUGCUGCAGCUGUUACUGAGGAGCUAUGACCCUGAUAGUGGGGAAAUCAUAUUGGACGACAAAAACAUCACCCGAGAUAUCUCCCUCCCGACCCUCCGCGCUCAACUAGGCCUGGUACAGCAAGAAACGGCUCUCUUCUCGCGUACCAUCAGAGAGAACAUCGCGUAUGGAGCCACGAGUGCGAACGCUUCGCUCGAUGACGUGAUCGAGGCAGCUAAGCAGGCUAAUGUGCAUGGAUUUGUGGCUGGAUUGCCUAUGGGCUACGACACAGUACUAGGCGGCGGUGGAUGCUCUUUAUCAGGAGGACAGAAGCAGCGAGUUGGUAUCGCUCGCGCCUUACUGCGUCGCCCGCGCAUCUUGUUGCUGGACGAGCCCACCUCCGCGCUGGACGCCGCCAGCGAACAGGUAGUACAAGCAGCACUACAGGCGGCUGCAGCAGACCGUACCACCAUCAUCAUCGCGCACCGCCUCGCCACCGUCAGGCACGCUGACGUCAUCUGCGUCAUCGAUAAAGGCGUAGUAGCUGAGAGCGGGUCACACGACGAAUUGGUGAAGCGACGCGGCAUCUACUGGACGCUGUUACAGCAACAAGCCGGUGAUGGACGACCCACGUAACGUUACUUGUAACGUAACGUAUCGGGGAAUACAGCAUAUAACGUUA
Messenger RNA from Helicoverpa armigera (cotton bollworm), 4273 nucleotides. RefSeq names its product multidrug resistance protein homolog 49. Gene Ontology annotation, molecular function: ATP binding; ATP hydrolysis activity; ABC-type oligopeptide transporter activity. NCBI's taxonomy places the organism in Eukaryota, Metazoa, Arthropoda, Insecta, Lepidoptera, Noctuidae. Gene Ontology annotation, cellular component: membrane. The coding region runs from base 283 to 4227 and encodes 1314 amino acids. Gene Ontology annotation, biological process: transmembrane transport. The transcript has 26 exons. The record is from RefSeq and is a predicted model, not a curated record.